UUCCACACAGUCAACAACUCAGCUCAACUCCAGCAUUCAGUUCAGGAUAAACAUGACGACCGUCUGCAGCAGCUAUUCGCACUUCCAGCUGAGCACUGGCAACAUUAUGCUGCAGCAAUUGCAACAGCAGCAACAACAGUUGCAGCAACAGCUACAGCAGCAGCACCAACAACAACAACAGCAGCAACAUCAGCUGAUUGCUCCCAAGCCACAGCCGCUGGGCAACAGCCAAUUGCAGAAUAUGCAACAGCAAACAACACUCGGCCCGAUGCUCUCCAAGAAGAAGUAUCAAACGUUUACCCAUCUGCCAUACGGCGCAGGAGCUGGUGGCGAGCAGCAAAUGCCAUCGGUGGCACGUCGCAAUGCCAGGGAGCGCAACCGUGUCAAGCAGGUGAACAACGGAUUCGUCAAUUUGCGCCAGCAUUUGCCACAGACCGUCAUCAAUACGCUGUCGAACGGGGGACGCGGCGCCAGCAAGAAACUCUCCAAAGUGGAUACGCUGCGCAUUGCCGUCGAAUAUAUCCGGGGCCUGCAGGACAUGCUCGACGAUGGACAGCCGCGGCGUCAGCUCUUCAGCAGCAGCAGCCUCACCGACGACAUCAGCAACGACGGCAGCUACGACAGUCUCGACAGCAGCAGCUCGCCGGGACCGCAAAGCAUGCAGUACGCCGGACACUCGUAUCACUCGAGCAGCUCGCCCACGCACUCGUAUAGCGAUGCCUCCGAUCUAUCGGCCAGCUAUGUGAAGCAGGAGCUGCCCGAUCAGGACCAACAGCAGCAGCAGCAACAGCAACAGCAACAACAGCAACAGUUGCAGCAUCAAUUCAAAUUCGAAUCGUUCGACAGCUUCAGCGAUGAGCAGCCCGAUGAUGAGGAGCUGCUCGACUAUAUCUCCUCGUGGCAGGAACAGUGAGUGAGACAUAGAAGCGAACAAGAUCCAGUCAAGCCAAAAA
Messenger RNA from Drosophila arizonae, 953 nucleotides. It is a transcript of the gene l(1)sc, whose product is annotated as lethal of scute. The record is from RefSeq and is a predicted model, not a curated record. Gene Ontology annotation, biological process: sensory organ development; neuron differentiation; regulation of neurogenesis. Gene Ontology annotation, molecular function: RNA polymerase II transcription regulatory region sequence-specific DNA binding; protein dimerization activity; DNA-binding transcription factor activity, RNA polymerase II-specific. Gene Ontology annotation, cellular component: RNA polymerase II transcription regulator complex. Lineage: Eukaryota; Metazoa; Arthropoda; Insecta; Diptera; Drosophilidae.